UAAUAUUUGGUACACAAAAAACUAUGGUAUUUACUGGAACAGUGUAACUUCUAAAAAACUAAAGAACAUUCCAAAUUUUUACAUUAUUUUCUAUAUUUCUUACUCGAUGACAUUACGUCAUUUUCUAAUUUGAUUUUGUAGAUUGUAUCUCAUGUCAAUUUAAACUUGUGGCAAUAUUCGCUUUUUCAACCAACUUUGGUGGUUUGUCAGUGCAUUUCCUCAUUUAUAGGCAUUGUUGUUAAAAGUGGGGAAAGGCACUUGGCACAAAACCAGUAAGAUUGGGAAUGCCAGGCUAAAAUGAAAUAAUCAAGCUAGAGGCUUAGACCUCAGCAAAUAUUUCACACAAAAAAAAUUAUUUAUUCAUUAUUACAACUUAUUUUGUAUUUUUCUUUUGUACAUCCACAAUAAAAAUAUAUUGAGAAGAAAAUUUCUUAUCAUAUUGAAUGAAACGGAUAUAGGUUUUGUGUAUUUUAACUUCAGUUGCAAGAAUUAUAUUUGUGAAUUUAACUCAAAAUCCCAGCAUGCUAAAUAACAUUUUUCAAGCCAACAAAUUUGAUUGUAUUGUUCCAACAGAAUUUAUAAUAGUAAAAUACUAUGGCAGAUGUUUUUUUCAUCUGACCUUGUACAAUGAGGUGUUUUAUAACAAUUUCUUUGGAAAAUCACAGGUACAAUAUGACGUGAGACCUUAGAUUGAAAUCACUACUAAUUGGAUUGGCAGAACCAAAAUGGAGAACACAGAAAGAAAAAACAUGCAAGAUGUUGUUCUCCAGGUCAGUUGUGCCAAAUUAGUGUUUUGUGGUUACACAUCUAAUUUUCUCUUUUUACAUCUUCCAUGAGGAGACUCGCCAAGAAUUUUACCUCAAGCACGCAGCAUGGCUGUAAAUGAGCUGCAAAGGAAAAUCACUUGUUUGGCCCUAAGCCAGUCUCAGCUACUCAGUUCCUACAGUUCUUUGUCAAAACUGAAUAAUAUCACAUGCAAAAGAAUCCAUACCACUGUACAGUGUAUGAAAUGUAAAGUUAAUGCUCCCAAGAAUGAAAAGAAGGAAAAGAAUGAAAAUAUUGGAAAAGUUGAAGAAGCGCAAAAAUCACCUAUAUGUGACCCAUCGAUGUGUUGCAGGCCAAGUUUGAAGGACAUUUUACCAGCCUGUUAUGCAAAUAAAAUCUGCUCUCUUGUAACUGCAAUAGUUUUUCCUUUUACCAUUGUGGCAUUACUAUUAGUUCUAGCAGAUGCUUUGUUCAACUACAUCGACUGUCUGGAAGAUAAUGUAUUAGACUCAGAAAAGCCAUGCUCGCCUCCCCGUCAAAUUAACUUGCUCAACAAAUCAGAGAAAUUUUCUCUUAAAGAAAUAUUUUAUAUGGCUCUUACAUUGGGAAUAAAAGUUGACAAAAAGAAACUUGAGAGGCCCAUUUGCCAACAAGUAGUAGAUGACAAAGACUGUGAGGAUAAUGCCAAUAGAAAGUCCGAAGGAACACAGUUAAAUAGAUUAAAUAAAAACCUGGAAAAAAUUGUAUAUUUCUGUUGGAAAAAAACUGAUAAAUUAGUAUGUCGGAGAGCUACAAAAGAGGAAGAAGAAAGGAUGGCAGUGUUAAAUAAAAAGCAGUGCAUAAAAACAAAAAUUUCUUCAUCACAAACAGAAAAUGAAAAAGAAAAUGAACAAAAGAAUUGUAAAGAAGAUGCCAACAAAGAAACAAAAGAAACUGACAAAAUAAAAACAGAAACAGCACCCAAACCAAAAGAUGAGAGAGGAGAGCCAGAAAUAAAAGAUCAAGAGGCCCAAAAAAAAACCAAAAUGGAAAAAGAUGUCGUUACUCUUAAAAUGAAAGAUAGCAGCUCUAGUAGCACUAAAAGUCCUAGUAGCUCUAGAAGCACUAGUGGCUCUAGUAGCUCCUUCCCUCAUGAGAAAGUAAGGGACGAUGCACUUCGGAGGGAAAUUAAAAAAAUCGAGGAAAAGGUUAUGACAGAUAGCGAUUUAGGAUUGCCUUUGGGGAUGGUUAAUAUAAUUGCUCUAAUAAUUAUCCUCCUUACAAUGAUGUUAUGACAUAAUAAAUAUAUCAGAGCUUAA
Messenger RNA from Cimex lectularius (bed bug), 2063 nucleotides. RefSeq lists its product as uncharacterized. Bases 873 to 2039 code for a protein of 388 amino acids. The transcript is spliced from 2 exons. Lineage: Eukaryota; Metazoa; Arthropoda; Insecta; Hemiptera; Cimicidae. The record is from RefSeq and is a predicted model, not a curated record.